Lethenteron reissneri (Far Eastern brook lamprey) is the source of this 4228-nucleotide messenger RNA. It is a transcript of the gene CCDC61, whose product is annotated as coiled-coil domain containing 61. The record is from RefSeq and is a predicted model, not a curated record. Gene Ontology annotation, cellular component: ciliary basal body. Lineage: Eukaryota; Metazoa; Chordata; Hyperoartia; Petromyzontiformes; Petromyzontidae.
UCGUGAGUGGUUCGGAUCGGCGUAAGCCAGCUUUAAACUCGCUGCCUGUAACGAGAAAAUCCGAGCUCGACGGGCUGCCAGGGUAGAGAGGGGAGAGAUCAAGCCCCGUCGGAGGUUGUCACACGUCUCCGUGGAUGCGUAUUGCUUAUUUGGACGUUAAUUGAAUAUCUUGCGGGGUCCGAGGCUCGUGGGACUAGUGGAGGUCUGCCGGGGACGCGCGACGCUGCCCGGCCGCGUUGAGGUGACGUGGAGGGAGGGAGUGGGUGAGUUAUGGACAGGUCCCAGGUUCAUGCGGAGGGGAGGCUGGAGGUGCGAGGGCUGGAGCUGGAGGUGAGGAUGGAGGCGGGCGGCUCCAGCCUGAACGUCGAGGUGCAGGACCCCUACUCCGGAGACUGCUGGAGGGCAGACUUCCAGCCAUCGUACGUUGAAGAUCUGACACAUAAAACCGGAAACUUCAAACAAUUCUCGGUGUUCUGCAGCAUGCUUGAGUCGGCCAUAACGCAGAGCAGCGAGUCGGUGAGCCUUGACCUCCUGACCUAUGCCAACCUGGAGCGAAUGAGGAGCCGUAAAGGCGGGCCGGCCAUGCGGUCAGCGCUGCAUCCCUCCACCGCCGCCACCACCACUCCCAGUGGCGCCGCCAACCCAGCACUCAACUCCAAGCGCUACCUCAUUCUCAUCUACACGGUGGAGUUUGACAGGAUCCACUACCCGCUGGCGCUGGGCUACGCGGGGCGCCCGGAUACCGCCACCCUGCAGAGAGCCGUGCGCCAGCUCAAGGAGGAGCUGUCCCACCUGCGGGGUCACCCGGGCGUCGUGCAGGACCACAAGCACAGGGAGCUGGAGUCUCUCCAGCGCGACAAACGCGAGCUGGAGGCACUCGUUGCCCGGCUGCAGAAGAGAGCGGAGGGUGGCGGCUGCGGUGGUGCGAGCGACGCCGGCGUCGUCGGCGCCACGGCCGCCAAGGAGCUGCGCGUGCUGCGACGCCUCGUGUCGAGCCUCCAGGAGGAGCUGGGCCGCGAGAGAGCCAAGGCCCAGCGCUUGGCCGCCAAGAGGUCGCAGGAAAUCCGCAGGCUCAACGACGAGCUGGAGGAGGCGCGGGCGUCGGAAAGGAGUCUCCGUGCCCGCGUCAAAUGUCUCAGCACCGAGCUGGCGCUGUACAAGAGGGGGAGGGUCACUCCCGUGCUGCCCCCAGCGGAGCGUUCCCGGGGCAGCGAGAGGGCGGCGUCCGGGGGCCCCGGAAGGGCCCGGGGUGAAGUUCGCUCCACGUCCCGCGAGAGGGAGAGAAGGACCGCGUCCAGGGAGGGGCGCCCCCCCGUCCGUGGUCCCCACUUACGGACCCCCUCUCUGUCGCCUGCCGCAGGCCGUGUGCCGGCCUUUGACCCCACGGCGUACGUGCGUGAGCGAGAGCAGCGCAAGAAAGAGGCAGAGCUGCGUGGUUCGAGGCAGCGUCGCCGGGAGCUGCAGGGGACCCCGGGGAGCGGGGGCUCCAGCGGGGGCAGGGGUCGCCCGCGGUCGCGCCCUCCCUCGGGGGGACGAGCGCUCAACGGGCAGAACACACGCAGCUCCUCCCUGGAGAGCGCCCACAGUCGGCGAUCAUCAGCAGGUUCCGGCAGCGACGCUGCCCCCUUUUCCGAGCCUCUCACCUCCGCCACAACCCAUAGACGUGGAGGUAAAGCCGUGAAAAAGAGCUCCUGGGAAAGCCCAGCUGAACCCAAGCGGGGCCGUGCGGAGCGGAGACGGCAGCUGGCCAGCACGCCCACAGCGACCCAACCCGCCGACACAAUGACCUACUACAGCCAAUCGGCCGACCUUUCCGAGAUCGACGCUCGCCUCGACGCUCUGCAGGACUACAUGCGUGCGCUAGAAGCCCACAAGUAGCCCCUCCGUCCCUCCCACCGGUAGCUCCUCCGUCCCUCCCACCGGUAGCCCCUCCAUCCCUCCCACCACGGCCACCUUCGUGGGAGUGUCGCCCAUGGGUAGCACGUCGUCAGUGCUCGCCACUUGGCACCAUCUUUACCAACACCUCCCAAUGCCUAUUAGAGCACGACAACACUCGUCAUGCAGUAUCACAUCAUCAGAGUACCUACCACGCAGUCGUAUCUGCCUCAUCGCCACUACCACGCAGUCGUAUCUCACCAUCAAGUCCCCCGUGUAGCCUUAACAGAUCGUUGGGACAAGUGCUGCGAGCACCUAUGAAGGCUGACACGGCACACGAGGGGGUGAGUGGCCAGCCCUACGCCCGGCCGCCUUUGUCUCCCCAUUGGCGAUAUUUAACCACCGCACCAGUUACUUUAGCCCGAGUUGACACAAGGAAGGUCGAGGACCAGUUCAGAUAUUCAGAUCCGGUGUUGGCUGUGAGCGGGAAUCGAACUCGGGUCGCUGGGUUCAUAGCAGCGCGCUAACCACUCCCGGAGUAUCUCAUCAUCACAGCACCUGCCACGGCUGUGUGAAGCACCACAGCAUUGCACCCUUCUAAAGAUCACCUCCCUCGCUAUGGCAGGGUCAUGUGGCAUGGUUAAGAUGUGUUGGCAUGCCUGCGAUUCGGCACUUUCCAGCCGGGGUUGAUAGGAUAUUGUAAAGACCAAAAUAUCUCAGCGUGGAUUUUAGAGUUUUUCCUUUGUGUGUGCGUUUGUGGGUUUUCUCUAGCGUCUCUUGUUUUUUUUCCUUGUGCAGAAACCCUGAUUUUAAAAGAUUUAUCCAGACAUUCCAAUGCAAAUAAAUCGUCAAAAAGCCUCCCUGCGCAAGCAAUCAAGGAGCGAUGCUCUUCUUGCAGUUAUGACAAUUCCCCAUUCACAUGACAGAGGCGAGUUCAUUAUCUAUCGGAUGAUCGCUGUUAACUUUUCACGCGGCAUUAAUUUUAUUGUGUGAAAGUGUGAUGGGCCGAGCCGAUUUCGGAGCACCGUGCAUAGAGAGCUCCGAUUCCAGCAGGAUCCUUCAGAUGCCAGCAGCAGAUUUUCCUGCGUAGAUGCCUACUCCCGUCAUAGAAGUGUCGAAGCCGAGGACCGCAAAUGGGGUGCCGUGCAAAUCGAUUGAGCAGGCACGCUUGUCUACGAAUUGAUAGGUGAGAUUUAAAACCUGAAUAUGUUGAGCGACUUUAAAAGCCAUCGCUAUUGGAUUACACCGAGCUUGAAGAAACGAACAUAAUCCCCAUUUUCUGUAAUUUCAGAGUUUUGUAAACGGUUAAUGUUUUGACUUAUGCGGUGAUUCUAGAAACUCAACAAUUUUGUCAUUAACACAAACCUUAAAAAUAAAAUAUAUUACAGGUAACGUUGAGGAAAAUGGCCCUUCUAAGCACACAUAUUUAUGCAGAUGGACCGUUACCUCAAAUGUAUACAUUAUAUAUUUGUUAUUUUAAGGCCAUAGUUUUCGUGAUAAACGCGUUACAUUCCUUUUGUUACUGGUGCUCUCGUGCCCAACUGGCGAUGCAGCAGCGUCACCAAACAACUUGUUUCAGAAUUAUUCUACGCUUUGGCGAAAAAAGCCAUUGGCUGCUUCUGAAGCUGGCGUGGUCCUUUACUCGAGUUUUGAAAAAAACGAUAUUGUAAGCAAGUUAAAUGUGCGCCAAUGGCAAUCCGAAUACACACUAAUCCCAGAGUAAUUACACGGGAUCACCAGAACUUGCCUUUUGGUGAUCGGGCUACAGUAACGAGUUCCUCCCCAACAUAGGUGACGGCUUCGCUCGCAAUGCCUCUCGGCACGUUGGUUCUCAAUUUGGGAGCCACUGGCCCAGACCCACGUCCUCGCGUGCCCACGGAUUUUGGGGUUUGAUUUGCAUGUUGCCGCGAUAUUUGUCAUGUACAUACAUAUAUUUUAUUGGCGUCCUGCGUGAUGUGAAUUGCUGAACUUUUUAAAACUCUUGUAUAUUGCCUUGUUUUUGGAUGUCUUCAGAACUUUUCAGAUUUUUUUUUUUACGGUUAAAAUGCCGCGGAUGUUACCUACAGGGUUCACCACGAAGUGAAUACUUCCUGUUGUCCAUAGUCAGAUCAAAAUGUCAUCACGGCGCGUACCAACAAAGCGACCGCGGCAAUCGCCUCCUUCCUUCUGCCAGGUCAUCGAGUUGUCACACACUUGACACUCGAUCUCCCGAGGCCUGCUCACGGUCUCACGACCACCGUCUCCUUGUAGGGCUCUCCCCCUUGCCUUGCGGUUCGCUCGUCCUUCAAGUACCACUCGUACAACCCCGAGAUUGAAUAUUAUUUCUGUAUUUGGACGCUGUAUAAAUAAACAC